Molecule: messenger RNA, 1538 nt
Organism: Emiliania huxleyi CCMP1516
Lineage: Eukaryota; Haptophyta; Isochrysidales; Noelaerhabdaceae
Exons: 2
Source: RefSeq, a predicted model, not a curated record
AUGGCGAGGCGGAAGGCGGCGGCGGCGGGCUCGGGGGCGGUGGCGACGGACGCGGUGGUCUGGGCGGAGGCGGCGAGGGCGGUGGUGGAGACGGAGGCGGGCUCGGAGGCGGCGGGCUCUGUGGUGGGGGUGAGGGCGGUCGUGGGCAUGGGUGAGGCGCCGACGGCGCCGCCGAGGGCGGCGGCGGCGACGAUGCCGGGGGGCUGGGAGCCGGUGGCGAUGGCGGCGGCGGGCUCGGGGGGGGUGGGCUCGGGGGCGGUGGACUCGGAGGCGGUGGCGAGGGCGGUGGAGGCGAGGGAGGUGGCGGGCUGGGCGGGGGUGGGCUCGGAGGCGGCGGCGACGGGGGCGGCGGCGAUGGCGGCGGCGGGCUGGGCGGCGGAGGCGACGGGGGUGGCGGGCUUGGAGGCGGCGGCGACGGUGGCGGCGGGCUGGGCGGCGGCGGGGAGGGCGGAGGCGGACUUGGAGGCGGAGGGCUCGGAGGCGGCGGCGAGGGCGGCGGCGGCGAGGGUGGUGGUGGGGAUGGCGGCGGAGGGCUGGGCGGCGGCGGCGAGGGAGGAGGCGGACUUGGCGGUGGCGGCGACGGAGGGGGUGGUGAGGGCGGCGGAGGAGAAGGCGGCGGCGGGCUUGGAGGCGGCGGCGAGGGCGGCGGCGAGGGCGGCGGCGGCGAGGGCGGCGGCGGCGAGGGAGGGGGCGGCGAGGGAGGCGGAGGGCUGGGUGGCGGCGAGGGCGGAGGGGGCGAGGGCGGCGGCGGGCUUGGCGGAGGCGGGCUUGGCGGAGGCGGCGAGGGCGGCGGCGAGGGCGGCGGCGGGCUCGGGGGCGGUGGCGACGGAGGCGGCGGCGAGGGCGGGGGAGGCGAGGGCGGUGGUGGAGACGGAGGCGGGCUCGGAGGCGGCGGGCUCGGUGGUGGGGGUGAGGGCGGUGGUGGGCUUGGGGGAGGCGGCGACGGCGGCGGCGAGGGCGGCGGCGGCGACGGUGGCGGGGGGCUGGGAGGCGGUGGCGAUGGCGGCGGCGGGCUCGGGGGGGGUGGGCUCGGGGGCGGUGGACUCGGAGGCGGUGGCGAGGGCGGUGGAGGCGAGGGAGGUGGCGGGCUGGGCGGGGGUGGGCUCGGAGGCGGCGGCGACGGGGGCGGCGGCGAUGGCGGCGGCGGGCUGGGCGGCGGAGGCGACGGGGGUGGCGGGCUUGGAGGCGGCGGCGACGGUGGCGGCGGGCUGGGCGGAGGCGGGGAGGGCGGAGGCGGACUUGGAGGCGGAGGGCUCGGAGGCGGCGGCGAGGGCGGCGGCGGCGAGGGUGGUGGUGGUGAUGGCGGCGGAGGGCUGGGCGGCGGCGGCAAGGGAGGAGGCGGACUUGGCGGUGGCGGCGACGGAGGGGGUGGGAGGUGGCGAGGGCGGCGGCGGCGAGGGCGAGGGCGAGGGCGAGGGCGAGGGCGAGGGCGAGGGCGAGGGCGAGGGCGAGGGCGACGGAGACAGAGGCGGAGACGCAUACGUCACCCAAAUCGGGUCGGCCGCACCCACUUCACACACGUGGUCGCCUCGGUACAG